AUGCCUAUAACAUAUUUAGAAUUCGUUGGUAACCCUUGUAUAGAAAUAUUAUAUAGGAAUAGACUUGAUACUACGUCACUAAGUCGUAGAGAUUUGGAAGUUGACACUUCAUUGCAGCACGACGACUCCCUUCGAUUAAAAUUCGUCUCCUUCAAUAGAACAUUUAACAUUCAUCUUGAACCCAAUACAGAUUUAUUUCACCCUGAAGCCACACUUACUAUACAUCAUGGUAAUAAUACUAGCACUGUUACAAAGCUAUUGCCUCAAGAUUACAGACUAUAUAAAGGAGUCUUGCUGGACGUUGACUCCACUGAUAGAAGAUUAAGCGAAGAUAUUGUGGGCCUUAAAAGGCUCAAUUUACAUGAAGAGCUUUCUACUUCACCAGGUGUUCUUGGGUGGGCGAGGAUAAUUGUUCUAAAUGAUGGAAGUUUAAACAAAAAACAUUUGACAUUUGAAGGUUCUUUUUCUUAUAAAGGUGACCUUCACCAUAUAAAAUCCAUAGACAAUUUUCGAGUAGCUCAAUUUCGUGAUGAUCCGGAAAUACCAAAUCCGUCCUCUCGUCAUCCUAAUCAUCGUGAUGCUACCAUGGUCAUUUAUCGUGAUUCUGAUAUAAAAUCAUCCAAUAAUGGUGAUGAUCGGAUAUGGUCAUGUGGAAUGGACGAACAAAUAAGUAAUUGGAAUCGGUCACGUAGCAAGUAUUUAAGAUAUAGUGAUCCUUGGACAUUUGGAAUAAAUGAUGAUAAUAAAGUAGAAAAUGAUAACUGGUUGUUCAAUCUCGGUUUUAACGUUCGAACGAGUAAUACUGGUGCGGCCGCUGAUUGUACUUAUGUUCAAAGCUAUCAAUCAACAGAUGCGGCCCGACAACAAAUUCUUAGUGAUUGGGGAACUGCAUCUGCUGUUUAUGAAAGAACUUUUAACGUCACCCUUGGUUUAAUCUAUAUCGAGAUCCAAAACGCAACUUGUCCUUCAACUCCUAGUCCAGCGUGGAAUAGAAAUUGUUCAGAUUCGUAUGGCAUAAGCGAUAGAUUGAGUGAUUUUAGUCAAUGGAGAGGGAAUGAUGGCGCAGCAUUAUGGCAUCUAUUGUCAAAAUGCAAUACUGGAACAAAAGUUGGUAUUGCUUGGCUAGGGCAGUUAUGUCAAACUUCUGCAAGUGCACAAAGCAAUGGUACUUCUGGCCAGGCCUAUGUUUCAGGAGCUGGUGUAUCUACAAUUGUUAAAGACGAAUGGAAAGUAGUUGCACAUGAAAUUGGGCAUGGUUUCGGUGCAUAUCAUGAUUGCACUUCAACCACAUGCCCAUGCGCUAGUGUCAACGAUCCCUGCGCUUGUUGUCCAUUGAGUCAAACAACUUGUGAUGCUGGUGGACAGUACAUUAUGAAUCCAACAAGUAAUGUGGUCACGAAUGAUUUCAGUCCAUGUUCAAUCACUGACAUCUGUAGCACAUUUCCAAAUAUCGGCACUUGUCUCCAAGAUCCAGCUACAGCUUCAAAAACCAUUCUCACUAUUGCUAUGUGUGGAAAUGGACUGAAAGAAGCAGGAGAAGAUUGUGACUGUGGCACUGAUUGCGCAACAGAUCCUUGUUGUAAUGGGCCAACUUGUAAAUUUAAGAAUGGCGCACAGUGCGAUGAUAUGAAUGAUCUAUGUUGCAAAAAUUGUACUUAUAAAUCAGCCAAUACGACUUGCAGACCUUCGGUUUCCUCUUGUGAUAUUGCGGAAGUUUGUCCUGGAAAUUCUGGGGAUUGUCCGCCAGAUUCGCAUAUUGCAGAUGGUACAUCAUGUGGUAACAACGGUCUUCAAUGUGCUAAUGGCCUAUGUACAUCAAGGGACCAACAAUGUGCUACACGUGGUUCUCGUAUGGGAAUUACGAAAGCAUGUUCAAUGCCAUCUACGUCAUGUACUAUUAGCUGUGCUAAUCCGAAUGAUACAACCUCAUGCCUUGAAUUGAGUGGAAAUUUUGUCGACGGUACUCCUUGUGGAUUUGGUGGAAUGUGUUCUAAUGGAACAUCACAUAUUAACUUUUAUCCAAAUCAUUUUAGUUGCGCCCAAUGUCUUUAUAGAUCUAAAAGACGAAAUAGUAAAUUCAGAACACGUGUCCAUUCAAUGCCUCCAGAUGAUACAUUCGCUAUAGGAAACAGUCAUUAUAAUAACGAUAAUAGCGCAGGAUGGGUUGAUCCAGCACCAUAUAAUGGCUCUUCGCCCAAUAACGAACGUUACCUUAAUCCGCGUGAUCAAGCAAAUAAUGGUUCACGUUCACCAGGCUAUCAAUAUGCUCGAGAAAUUACGAAAGCCCAAGGAGCCCGGGGUAUUAUCAAAGCCCAAGGAAUUAUCAAAGCCCAAGGAGUCCGAGGAAUUAUGAAAGCCCAAGGAGUCCGAGGAAUUAUGAUCAUUUUAUAG
Dentiscutata erythropus is the source of this 2391-nucleotide messenger RNA. The record is from the annotation of a GenBank genome assembly. NCBI's taxonomy places the organism in Eukaryota, Fungi, Glomeromycota, Glomeromycetes, Diversisporales, Gigasporaceae.